AUGUACUCGAGCUUGGCGAUACCCUCUAAUCAUUCCCCGUACGGGCACGACUCCGGGAACUAUGUCCAUGCCCCUGCCAGCUCGCCCAUGUACGUGCCCAGCACGCGCGUGCCCGCGGCCGUGUUGCAGACGCUACCCUACCUGCAGCCGUGCGAGCCCACGCAUCAGACCCACACGCUCGCCGGUCACCAUCACGCGUGGCCCCCGCAGUCAGCUGCUGACGGCUCGUCUUUCGGUGCUGGAAGCCCGCAUGCUCACGCAAACUCCACCGCUUUUUCCUAUACACACAGUCCUCCUGCGAGCGGUGCUGGGGUUGGCACCCGAGAUUCUGCAUCCUUCCAGAGUCCGCUGGCACUGAGCGGGGGUGGUCGAGGUCCUGAUCAGUACGGAGGUGCGUUUGUUCGCUCAAUGGGCGCAUCUUACUCCAGCCCGUAUACUGCAUACAUGAGUCCAGACAUGAGCGGAUCUUGGGCAACUGGGCACUUUGAUAGUGGCAUGAUCGGACUACAGGGACUCCAGGGAACUCUGACUGGAAGAAGGCUGGGUCUAGACGGGUUCGAGGAGGUGUCGAUGGAGGGCCGAGAGUGCGUGAACUGCGGUUCGAUCUCCACUCCGCUGUGGAGGCGCGAUGGUACCGGGCACUACCUGUGUAACGCCUGUGGACUUUACCACAAGAUGAACGGCAUCAACCGACCUCUCAUCAAACCUCAGAAACGACUGCAGACCACGUCCCGGCGAGCAGGCCUGUGUUGCACUAACUGUCACACCAGUACAACCACACUGUGGAGGAGGAAUGCGGAGGGGGAGCCUGUGUGCAAUGCCUGUGGCCUCUACAUGAAGCUUCACGGGGUACCCAGACCACUAGCUAUGAAGAAAGAAAGCAUACAGACAAGAAAACGCAAACCCAAAAUGCCCAAAACAAAAGGGUCCUCAGGUUCUUCUGUGUCAGGCACUACCUCUCCUACCUCCCACCCAAUUUCAGAGAGCGCUUCAACGAUUAAGAGUGAGCCAAACGUCGCAGCGUCCCCAUACGCUGGUCAAACUGUUGUCUCUGUCACACAGCCUUCAACACAGUUAAGCAGCACCAACUCAGGCCAUGUGGACAUCAAAUACGAGGACUAUGCAUUCACUCCGACAUCCAUUGCCCCACAAAAUUCCUGGUGUGCCAUGUCUCAAGCAUGAUGACCCCGGGACUACUAAAAAAAUAACUCCAGUGCAAUUUAGGAAAAGGACUUUUUCUUUUUGACAACAACUACCUAUAACAUGCAACAAAGGGACUCCAGUUGAGGGAUGCCAGUUGAUUUGAAUAUCCGAAACGAUGACGUGUUUGUACAAAGUGUAUGCAGUGCUAUUCUGUCUGUCUGAGGUCAUAGUUGUUCCCAUUUACAGUGUUUCAGUGAGACGAGCAACAAGAACGACUCAAUAAGUGUUUCUUUUUGAACCUACAACCAAAAGAACGACCAAACGAAUGCACACACUUUAAAAAAGAUUAAUGAUUAACUUGUAAGAUACAUUAUUUAUGUUGAGAUAGGAAAACCUGACACGCCCAGUGAGCCAAUCAUUUUCUUCUAUUUUUUCCCCCAAGAGGGAAAAUAUAUUUUGGUCAUAAUGACAUUUGAACACACACUUUCUCUAGAAGAGGCUUUUAAAGUUUCCUCAUUGCUUCUACUGAUCUAUAAUGCUGUUAAUGCUCCAGUUCAGCUCCAAUUUCCAAUAAUCUGAAGUGCAAUUACUUACUUUUUGGAAACUUUUAAAA
Trichomycterus rosablanca is the source of this 1756-nucleotide messenger RNA. RefSeq names its product GATA binding protein 5 (gene gata5). Gene Ontology annotation, molecular function: zinc ion binding; DNA-binding transcription factor activity, RNA polymerase II-specific; RNA polymerase II cis-regulatory region sequence-specific DNA binding. Gene Ontology annotation, cellular component: nucleus. The record is from RefSeq and is a predicted model, not a curated record. The transcript is spliced from 6 exons. Lineage: Eukaryota; Metazoa; Chordata; Actinopteri; Siluriformes; Trichomycteridae. The coding region runs from base 1 to 1182 and encodes 393 amino acids. Gene Ontology annotation, biological process: negative regulation of transcription by RNA polymerase II; positive regulation of transcription by RNA polymerase II; cell fate commitment.